CAGCCCGCGGCGGCUCGCCGCGCCAGCCAAGUUGGGAUGGGGGCCCGCAGGCACCGCUCGGCGCCCCGGAGGCCACCUGCGUGCUAGAGGCAAACUUUUGUCUCCCUCGGGCUGCCACCCAGGACUAUGCGUGGCUAGGAUGGAGACGUCCGCCUCAGCCACGGCCACGGACAAGAAAGAAGCCAAAAGUGGGAUCCUGGAGGGCGUCGCUUUCCCCGACCCUGGCAGGAAGGCCUCGGCCCUCGCGGUGGCCACUGCGGCGGCCGCGGUAGCCACCCAAGGAGUGCCGACACACCUCCUGCCACCGUUCCACGCCCCCUUCCCGAUUGACAUGCGACACCAGGAGGGAAGGUACCAUUACGAGCCUCACUCCGUCCACGGUGUGCACGGGCCUCCCGCCCUGAGUGGCAGCCCGGUCAUCUCGGAUAUCUCAUUGAUCCGACUUUCCCCACACCCUGCCGGCCCUGGGGAGUCCCCCUUCAACGCCCCUCACCCGUACGUGAGCUCCCACAUGGAGCAGUACCUCUGCACUGUGCACGGCAGCCCCACGCACCCCGCCAUCUCUGCGGCCAGGGGCCUCAGCCCUGUGGACGCGGCCCACGAGCACCUUAAAGAGAGGGGGCUGUUUGGCCUCCCCGCUCCAGGCACCAACCCCUCAGACUAUUACCACCAGAUGACCCUCAUGGCAGGGCACCCCACGCCGUAUGGGGACCUGCUGAUGCAGAGCGGGGGCGCGGCCAGCGCACCCCAUCUCCAUGACUACCUCAAUCCAGUGGACGUGUCGCGUUUCUCCAGCCCCCGAGUGACGCCCCGGCUGAGCCGCAAGCGGGCGCUGUCCGUCUCCCCGCUCUCGGAUGCCAGCCUUGACCUGCAGCGCAUGAUCCGGACCUCGCCCAACUCGCUGGUGGCCUACAUCAACAACUCGAGGAGCAGCUCGGCCGCCAGCGGCUCCUACGGGCACCUGUCGGCCGGCACCCUCAGCCCGGCCUUCACCUUCCCCCACCCCAUCAACCCCGUGGCCUACCAGCAGAUCCUGAGCCAGCAGCGGGGCCUGGGCUCGGCCUUCGGACACACGCCACCCCUGAUCCAGCCCUCACCCACCUUCCUGGCCCAGCAGCCCAUGGCCUUCACCUCCAUCAGUGCCACAUCCACGCAGCUCGGUAGCAGCAGCAACUGUCUGAGUGAUGCCCACCAGAGCAAGCAGAGCGGCGAGUCGGCCGUGAGCAGCACCGUCGACCCCCUCGUCGGCCACAAGCGCAGCAAGGUCAAGACGGAGGCCGAGGGCCUGCGGCCGGCCUCCCCUCUGACCCUGACGCAGGAGCAGCUGGCUGACCUCAAGGAGGACCUGGACCACGAUGACUGUAAGCGAGAGGCCGAGGUGGUCAUCUACGAGACCAGUUGCCGCUGGGAGGACUGCAGCAAGGAGCACGAGACCCAGGAGCAGCUGGUGCAUCAUAUCAAUAACGAGCACAUCCACGGGGAGAAGAAGGAGUUCGUGUGUCGCUGGCAGGCCUGCACACGGGAGCAGAAACCCUUCAAGGCGCAGUACAUGCUGGUGGUGCACAUGCGCAGACACACGGGCGAGAAGCCCCACAAGUGCACGUUUGAGGGCUGCUCUAAGGCCUACUCCCGCCUGGAGAACCUGAAGACGCACCUGCGCUCCCACACGGGGGAGAAGCCGUACGUGUGUGAGCACGAAGGCUGCAACAAAGCCUUCUCGAAUGCCUCGGACCGCGCCAAGCACCAGAACCGCACCCAUUCCAGCGAGAAACCCUACAUCUGCAAGAUCCCAGGCUGCACCAAGAGGUACACGGACCCCAGCUCCCUCCGGAAGCACGUGAAAACGGUCCACGGCCCAGACGCUCACGUCACCAAGAAGCAGCGCAACGACGCGCACCUCCGCACCCCCCUGCUCAGGGAGAACGGCGACAGCGAGGCCGGCGCCGAGCCUGGCCGGGGCUCCGAGGAGAGCGCCGAGGCCGGCAGCACCAGCCAGGCCGUGGAGGACUGCCUGCAUGUCAAAGCCAUCAAGACCGAGCGCUCCGGGCUGUGUCAGUCCAGCCCCGGCGCCCAGUCUUCCUGCAGCAGCGAGCCCUCUCCCCUGGGCAGUGCCCCCAACAAUGACAGCGGCGUGGAGAUGCCGGGGACAGGGCCCGGGAGCCUGGCAGACCUGACGGCCUUGGAUGACCCACCGCCAGGGGCCGACGCCCCCGCCCUGGCCGUCCCCUCUGCCGGUGGCCUGCAGCUGCGCAAACACGUGACCGCUGUGCACCGGUUCGAGCAGCUCAAGAGGGAGAAGUUCAAGUCGCUCAAGGAUUCCUGCUCAUGGGCCGGGCCGGCUCCACACACCCGGAACUCCAAGCUGCCCCCGCUGCCGGCAAGUGGCUCCGUGCUGGAAAACUUCAGAGGCGGCGGCGGGCCGGCGGGGCUGCAGCCCAACCCGCGGCCGUCCGAGCUGUCCCCCGGUGAGGUGACCGUGCUGAGCCGCCUGCAUGAGCGCCGCGACAGCUCCACCAGCACGGUCAGCUCGGCCUACACCGUGAGCCGCCGCUCCUCGGGCAUCUCCCCCUACUUCUCCAGCCGCCGCUCCAGCGAGGCCUCUCCCCUGGGCGCCGGCCGCGCGCACCCCGCCAGCUCCGCCGACUCCUAUGACCCCAUCUCCACCGACGCGUCGCGGCGCUCCAGCGAGGCCAGCCAGUAUGGCGGCAGCGGUGGCGGCGGCCCCGGGCUGCUGCAGCUCACGCCCGCCCAGCAGUACAGCCUGCGGGCCAAGUACGCGGCGGCCACGGGUGGGCCGCCCCCCACCCCACUGCCCGGCCUGGAGUGCGCUAGCCUGCGGACCCGGCUGGCGCUCCCGGCUGCGCCCGAGCUCACGCUGCCCGCCACCUGCCCGCGCCCGAUCGGGCCUCGGCGGGGCAGCGACGGGCCGCACUACGGGCCGGCGGGGCCGGCGCCCUCCUUCCCCCGCGAGGCGCCGGGCGGUGGCGUGCGGAGGGCCAGCGAUCCCGGGAGGCGACCCGACGCCCAGGCGCCCCCGCGGGUGCAGCGCUUCCACAGCGCCCACGACGUGACCCCGGCCGCUCUGCCACCGCCCUGCGCCCAGGGCCGAGGCCUCCGUCUGCAGAGCCACGUGAGCGCCGACGGCGGCCCGGCCCGCGGCCCCUACUCGCCCCGGCCGCCCAGUAUCAGCGAGAACGCAGUGAUGGAGGCCUUGGCGGCGGGGGCGGACGGCGCGGGCCCCGAGGCCACCCUCGGGCUGCCGGAGGACGACCUUGUGCUGCCCGACGACGUUGUGCAGUACAUCAGGGCGCGUGCCGGUGGCACCCUGGAGGAGAGCGCCCCGAAGGCAUACCCCCCGGAGAGCACCUGCUUCUCCGAGAACCCCAAACUGCCCAGCCCCGGGCUGCACGGCCGGCGCACGAUAGCGGCCGCAGACUCCAACGUGGGCCCCUCUGCCCCUGUGCCGGGAGGCUGCCCACUGGGUUACGGGGCCCCCUCCAGCCUGAACAAAAGCAGCAUGCCCGUGCAGUGGAACGAGGUGAGCUCGGGCACCGUGGACGCCCUGGCCAGCCAGGGGAAGCCUGCGCCCUUCCCACAGGGCCACCUGGCGGUGGUGCCGCAGAAGCCAGCCUUCAGCCAGUACCCCAGUUAUAGCCAGCAGGGCCUGCAGCUGAGCCCCGGGGUGCUGGACGGCUCGCAGCCACACCUGCAGGCCUGCGCUGGAGCGCCCCCCGCGCCCCGGGUAAACUACACGCAGCAGCAGCUGCAGCUGCGGCAGCAAGGGCCGGGUGGCCAGUGUUCCCGCAUGGCGGCUGCUCUGAGCAGCCGCCCCGGCUACGGCCAAGCCCAUCCCCAGCUGAGCCCCCUGGCUGGGGCCCCGCACCAGUUCUCCCGGUCCUGCAGCAACAUGGCGGCCAAGCCAGGCCCCCUGGGGCUCCCCCAGCAGAUGGAAGUUGCCCCUGACCCCGCCAUGACGGGCAGCAGCCCCAGGGAACUUGGCAUCGUCCCCGGCUCCAGCCUGGCUAGGAUGCCACCGCCUCCCCUAGCCCAGAGCUACCCACAGCAGAGCCACCACCUGGCCGCAGCCAUGAGCCAGGAGGGCUACCGCCAAGGCCCCGGCCCUGGGCCUUCCCACCAGCCUGGCUUCAUGGGGCCUCAGCAGGGCCCGACGGGGGCGGCAGGAUCGAGCUUCGGCCUGGUGCAACCCCGGCCACCCGCAGAGCCCGGCCCUGCUGGCCGCCACCGUGGGGUGCGUGCAGGGCAGCAGCUGGCCUACGCCAGGGCUGCAGGCCACGCCAUGGCUGCCCUGUCGGCCGACCAGGAGAUGGCAGAGUCUGUGCCCAAGGGGACAAUGGGCAGCGUGUUGGCCCUGACUCCCCAGGCACCCCCCCGGGAUGCGGCUGGGGCCCAGGACCGCAGCACGCUUUACUAUUACGGCCAGAUCCACAUGUACGAGCAGAACGGAGGCCUGGAGAGCCAGGGCCAGGCCAUGCGGCCCCCGCCUCCGCAGCCCCAGGCCUUGCCCUCGCCAGGGCUCAGCCAGGUGUCCAGCACUGUGGACUGCCAGCUACUCGAGGCCCCCCAGAUUGAUUUUGAUGCCAUCAUGGAUGACGGCGAUCACUCCAGCUUGCUCUCGGGGGCCCUGAGCCCCAGUCUCCUGCACGGCUUCUCCCAGAGCUCCUCCCGCCUCACCACCCCGCGCAGCUCCCUGACCCUGCCCUCCGUCCCCACGGGCUUCAGCAACAUGGCCGUGGGGGACAUGAGCUCCAUGCUCACCAGCCUGGCCGAGGAGAGCAAGUUCCUCAACAUGAUGACCUAAGGCCCCGGCCCCCGGCACUGUGCGGACCCCGAGGGACCAGCGCUUCCCGGAGCACAGGGCUUUCGUCCAUUUCAUCUUUUUUCCCCCAAAAAGUAUUAAAGAGGUCUGAGGGAGUUUGGCCAGUGGCUGGUUCAGACCACAGAGGCUUUAACGGCAGGUUUACGUGUGUCCUGUCUGGUCUUCUGUUCGAUUAUCUUUCGGAACUCUGAAAAAAAGUCUCGGCAGAAGAGGCGAGGCAGGAAUGCAAAACUCGUUUACACGGCGCUUCGCAGCCUUUGGUGUUUAUAGGACCGCUCUGUCCUGGCUUUGUCACCUCUGUCAUCUGGCUAAUGAGGGAUUGCGUUGACCCAGGGCUUUCCAAGCACGCGCGUGGAAAGAGGCGAGAGGAACCACAUUUGGGUUUGAAGCUGAAAGCCAUGCUGGGUAUUCUAAUCCAGGAAGAUAGGUUUCUUGUGCCAGUGCCUGCAAAGUAAAGGAAUUCAUGGCCCCCGGAAUUCUUCUGUGAAGCUUACUUCUGGAGGCCUCGAACAUCCCUUGCCAUGGAGUGGGAAAAAGUUUUUUGUUUACCUGGAUGAUUUGGAAGCACAUUCUGAUGCCGGGUUGGGUAGAGCAGGCAUCUGUACCCCGCAAAGCAAAGUUUACAGCUGGCCGACUGUCCAAGUGUGUGUGGAUGAAUAAAGUAUGGCAGCAUCGCCC
This is a messenger RNA of Kogia breviceps (pygmy sperm whale), 5515 nucleotides long. RefSeq names its product GLI family zinc finger 2 (gene GLI2). Gene Ontology annotation, biological process: regulation of transcription by RNA polymerase II; smoothened signaling pathway. Gene Ontology annotation, molecular function: RNA polymerase II cis-regulatory region sequence-specific DNA binding; DNA-binding transcription factor activity, RNA polymerase II-specific. Gene Ontology annotation, cellular component: nucleus. The record is from RefSeq and is a predicted model, not a curated record. NCBI's taxonomy places the organism in Eukaryota, Metazoa, Chordata, Mammalia, Artiodactyla, Physeteridae.